AUGUCUCGGAACGUCUCCCAGAACAUAUCUCACGUGCACACCGAAACUGGUGGCAGAUCCUUCAUAGGCAUCGCAGAUAACAGCACUCACUUCCAUCAGUAUCCUGAACAACCUGGAUCCCCUGUUAGCCCAUUAUCAACAGUCCCGUUUCGACGUGAUCCAGACUUCGUCAGUCGCGACAAACUUCUUGAUGAGAUUCGCCAGAGAAACUUGGUCCCAAGUACUGGGAUUUUAUCGCUAACGAUUCGAAGGAAAUCACAAGUUGCCAUAGAGUAUUCCUAUUGGAUCCGGCAAAACAACGCCGCCCGGUUUGAACAAAGCUUUCGAUACUUUGCAGACCAGGUAAAGAUCCCGGGCCGUGAUGAUUCCAAGCAGAACAUAUACAAUCUCGUCAAAAACUGGCUUCGAGACGAGAAGAGAGGCAACUGGGUGGUCAUCCUUGAUAAUGUCGAUGACUACGAAUUCCUUACUGCGCAGCCGCAAAGCCCAGGAAGCUCGAUCAACGGCCAAGCGGAUAGUCCUCCGAAAAAGCCACUGUUGCGAUUUCUCCCCGAAAUCAAGAACGGCUCAAUUAUUGUGACAAGUCAGUCAGAAGAAAUCGCCUCCAAAGUUGUCGACCAUAAGGAAAUUAUCAAAGUUGAGCCAAUGGAUCAGCUAGAAGCGCUGCAACUUCUCCAAAAGAAGCUUAAAGCACGAGCAGAGGGUGAAGAGGCCUGCGCGUUAGUAAAAGAGCUCGAGUUCAUGCCAUUAGCAAUCGUCCAGGCAGCAGGCUACAUCAAUUCUCAGCCCCGUUGCUCGGUAUCGCAGUACCUGGAAAGGUUUCGCAAGUGUGAUCGCAACAUCAUCAAACUUCUCAAACAUGAAGCAGGGCAUCUUAACCGAGACUGGGAAGCAAAGAACUCCAUUUUACUUACGUGGCAAAUGUCCUUUGACCGUAUCCAAGAAGUGAGACGGUCGGCGGCAGACUUGCUUUCACUGAUGAGCUUCUUUGACCGACAGGGGAUUCAAGAGAGUCUUCUCCAGGUCAACGACGAGGCGGGAAAUAGCAAUUCAAGAUCUGGGGAUGUUGCGAGCGACUCCAGCGAUAGUGGUACAGACACAGAUGACACUUUUGAGCAAGAUGUUGCAACAUUAAACCACUAUUCACUUGUUUCUUUUGGCGACAACACCACGACUUUGACUUUGACCAUGCAUCGGCUAGUCCAGUUAAGUGUUCGGACCUGGUUGAAGGCCCAGGGACAAUUGGAGCGAUGGAACACAAGAUUCAUCGUUCACCUGCGCAAAGAAUUCCCAGAGAAUCCUGAGUAUGAGAACUGGGAAAAGUGCCGGUUGCUCUUUCCACAUGUAAAGUCGGCAAUGUCGCAACGGCCACAGCCACGCGACAUGAAUUCAGACCUCUGGGAUACACAAUACCCGCCUUCUAUACUUUCAUGGGCUGAUCUAAUGCACCAAGGCGCAUUAUAUGCGUUGGGAAGUGGUAAUAUUGCAGACAGGAGGAAAAUGGCAUCAAGAUCAAGAGAAGCGAGAAUGGAAGGGCUUGGAUUCAGAUGUCAAGACGGAUACUAUGAAUCCGUCAUCGCAAACAGUGGGCGGCUAGCAAUGACGUUUAGGCUAGACGAGCACUGGAAGGAGGCCGAGAUAAUUGAGGAGCAGGUGAUGAAGAUGAGCAAAGAUAUCCUCGGUGAGAGCCACCACCUUACGCUGCAGAGUUCCAAUCGCCUGGUAACAUUCUAUAUGAACCAGGGCUAUUGGGAUAAGGCUGAGCAGCUUGUGAGGCCACUAAUAGAGGCAAAAAGAAAGAAAUAUGGGGAGGACGACCCUGUGACAAUGAUUAGUACGAACCAUCUUGCCACGAUAUUUUUGAAUCAGAAAAUGUGGCAGGAAGCCGAAAAGCUCCAGUUGAUUGUGAUGAAAAAUUACAAGACGCUCAGCCCGAACAACCCUAGAACACUGAUGAUUAUGGCAAACCUGGCCGCAACACUUUGGCACCUGGGCAAAGUGAAGAAAGCCGAGAAGCUUGAGCUGGAAGUGUUAGAAAGGCGCAAGAAGGUGCUCGGCAAGAACCACCCUGACACAUUGAUGACUAUGCACAACCUAGCGGCGACAUUUGGGAGCCAGAACCAGUGGGACAAAGCCGAGCAGCUUGAGAGGGAGGCGCUAGAAAGGCGCAAGAGCGUGCUCGGCGAGAACCACCAUGAUACGCUGAAGAGUACCGUCCAUCUUGCUGGGUUCUGCUUUUUUCAAGGUCGACAUGCAGAGGCUGGUGAAUUGUUAUCAGCUUGUUUUCCCACGCAAGAAGUCCCAAGUUCCGUUGAUUCUAUGGUCCAAUUCAUGUUGAAAUAUUAG
This is a messenger RNA of Aspergillus steynii IBT 23096, 2346 nucleotides long. Its product is annotated as TPR-like protein. The transcript is spliced from 5 exons. Gene Ontology annotation, molecular function: protein binding. The record is from RefSeq and is a predicted model, not a curated record. Lineage: Eukaryota; Fungi; Ascomycota; Eurotiomycetes; Eurotiales; Aspergillaceae. Bases 1 to 2346 code for a protein of 781 amino acids.